GCUCCGCUCGGACCCGGCCCCCGCCACCAUGCAGCCCCCCGGUCUGCUGCUGCUCGUCCUUGGCCUGCUGGCUGCGCCCGCCGCCGCGCUCGUCAGAAUCCCGCUGCACAAGUUCAUCUCUGUCCGCCGGACCAUGUCGGAGUUGGGGGGCCCCGUGGAAGAUCUGAUCGCCAAGGGCCCCAUUUCCAAAUAUGCCCAGGGGGUGCCCAGUGUGACAGGGGGGCCCAUUCCGGAGAUGCUCAAGAACUACAUGGACGCCCAGUACUACGGGGAGAUCGGCAUUGGGACGCCCCCGCAGUGCUUCACGGUGGUCUUUGACACUGGUUCCUCCAACCUGUGGGUUCCCUCGAUCCACUGCAAGCUGCUGGACAUCGCCUGCUGGAUCCACCACAAGUACAACAGUGGCAAGUCCAGCACGUACGUGAAGAACGGCACCUCCUUCAACAUCCAUUACGGUUCGGGCAGCCUCUCUGGGUACCUGAGCCAGGAUACCGUGUCGGUGCCCUGUAAGCCGGCUCUGUCUAGCCUGGCUGGUAUCAAGGUGGAGAGGCAGACCUUUGGGGAGGCCAUCAAGCAGCCGGGCAUCACUUUCAUCGCGGCCAAGUUCGAUGGCAUCUUGGGCAUGGCCUACCCCCGCAUCUCGGUCAACAAUGUGCUCCCCGUCUUUGAUAAUCUGAUGCAGCAGAAGCUGGUGGAGAAGAACAUCUUCUCCUUCUACCUGAACAGGUGGGGUGGGAGGGGCCCAGGCCCCGUCUCUUCCCCACACCUCACUCCUCCUCCCAGUUCCAUGCAGCUGCCCGCCUCCCCGUCUACCCUCCAGGCACCGGGCCGCGGCUCCUGACCUGCGGCCUCUGACCGGAGGGGGGACUGGCCAGCCUUUUACAGACGAGCAGGAGGCUCUCUGGGCAGGCUCUGGGGUUGGGGUUUCCCGUCAGGAACGGCUCGGGCUGUGGGCCCAGGGUCUCGCUCAGUGGGCCACCCUCCUGGAGAACCAGACUCUGGUCAGGGCUCAUGGCAGCUCCUCUUCCUGGGUCCUCAGCCCGGCCUUCCCUGGGUCUGACGGUGAGCACAUGUGGCCCCUGAGUCACUGAUGGCCCAGAGGGGACAGAGCUAUGAGCCCCAGUCUGUGGUCAGGCCUCUGGAGGUGAGGGGCCUGGGGGCUUUCCAGGGGAGGUGACCCCAGUGAGGCCCUGAGGGCCAGAUGCUGCUAGAGGGCACCCCGGGUGGAGAGUGGCCCCACCAUCCGUCCCUGGCAGCAGCGCCGACUGUCCCGGUGGCCCUUGCCCCACACGGAAGGGUGGGUGACCAGUGUGCCGUGCCCUUGAGAAGGGGCCCCUUGCUCUCCCCUCAGGGCGGUGCCAGAGGUCCCGAUGCGGGUGUGCCGAGGACAGAGGUGUGGGCUGCGUGUGAGUGGGCGGCCCACCGACCACUGGUGGUCACUGCACCACACGCCCCCUCCUCACCCCACAGGCCCACUUCCCCUCAGGGUCCAGCCCAGGCACUCCGGCUGAGUGCCAGCCGCAAGCCUCUCCUCUUGCCCAGCUCCUGGCCUCGGCGGGGGUGCUGCCCUCGGUGGUAA
Neomonachus schauinslandi (Hawaiian monk seal) is the source of this 1579-nucleotide messenger RNA. Its product is annotated as cathepsin D-like. Bases 29 to 841 code for a protein of 270 amino acids. NCBI's taxonomy places the organism in Eukaryota, Metazoa, Chordata, Mammalia, Carnivora, Phocidae. Gene Ontology annotation, biological process: proteolysis. The transcript has 5 exons. The record is from RefSeq and is a predicted model, not a curated record. Gene Ontology annotation, molecular function: aspartic-type endopeptidase activity.